Molecule: messenger RNA, 3322 nt
Organism: Trichomycterus rosablanca
Lineage: Eukaryota; Metazoa; Chordata; Actinopteri; Siluriformes; Trichomycteridae
Gene: cop1
Product: COP1 E3 ubiquitin ligase
Exons: 21
Coding region: 282-2354 (690 amino acids)
Biological process (GO): proteasome-mediated ubiquitin-dependent protein catabolic process
Molecular function (GO): protein binding; ubiquitin protein ligase activity
Source: RefSeq, a predicted model, not a curated record
AUCUCCAUCACCCCUAUGGUGAAACAUGAUAGGAGCAGCAUCAUACUAUGGGGGUUCCACUCGGCGGCAGGGACAAAUGAAGCUGACAUGUACUUCAUGUACUAACGGAUCAGAGCGAGGUCUGCUGAGAGGAGCUGCUCCCCGUUCCCAGUCUUUUUAUUAGCAGCUACCUAGCCAGCAUUAGCCGGCCGGAUGCGGUGAAAGCUCUGGAAGAAGCUAACGCUACAAUAGCACUUAGCUACUGGCGGGUCUACAGAAGGUGCUGAGGAGCGGCUUGCAGGAUGUCUGGCUGUCGGCAACAACCACAACAACAGCAGCAGUCCGGCUCUGGUUCGGGGUCUGCACCGGGAACCAGUUCUGGCACCACCGCUGCUGCUAGCAUGGCUAAUAAGAGCAGUAGUAGCGCCAGUGCUAAAGUAUUCUGUUUUCGAGAGGUGGGUUCGGACGACAUGCAUGUUUUGUGCUCGCAGAAAGCCGGAGCGAGUAACAGCAGAAAAAGACCACUUUAUAACGGUCUUAUUCAUCCUUAUGAAGAUAAGAGUAACGACUUUGUCUGUCCCAUAUGUUUUGACAUGAUUGAAGAAGCUCACAUGACAAAAUGUGGCCACAGUUUCUGUUACAAAUGUAUACGACGGAGUUUGGAGGACAGUAACAGGUGUCCGAAGUGUAAUUACAUUAUCGAUAACGUGGAUCAACUAUACCCUAACUUCUUAGUAAACGAGCUGAUCCUCAAGCAGAAACAGAGAUGCGAAGAAAAGCGGGUGAAACGGGACCACCCCAACGGAACAAAAUGGCAGUAUUUCCAAGAUGUUCUUGGCCCGGAACAAGAGAAUCUGGAUUUAGCAAACGUCAACUACAUGUUGGAACUCCUAGUGCAGAAAAAGAAGCAACUUGAAGCGGAAUCUCAAGCAGCGCAGCGUCAAAUCUUGAUGGAGUUUUUAAAAGAAGCUAGACGGAAUAAAAGAGAGCAACUGGAGCAGUUACAGAAAGAGCUAAAUUUCCUGGAAGAGGACAUAAAAAGUGUUCAGGAAAUGAGUGGGUUGUACUCGCCAGUGGUUGACAUGGACCCUAAUUUGGACAGCACUGUUCCUCAGUUUGGGGAAGCUAACUCCCCUGCUCCCAGCAGUAGCAUGGUAGAACCUACAGAGUAUAUCCAGCCUCCACAGUUUGGUGGAAGCGCACAGGGGAAAAGACAGACAUCGUACAACAGCACUUUGGCCUCACGAAGAAAGAGACUAACGGCUCACUUUGAGGACUUGGAGCAGUGCUACUUCUCUAGCAGGAUGUCUGGAAUUACAGAUGAUAGCAGGACUGUCAACCAGCUGGAUGACUUCAUGGAGUGCCUGUCCAAGUUCACACGUUAUAACUCGGUGCGCCCUCUGGCCACUUUGUCUUAUGCAAGUGACCUCUACAAUGGCUCUAGUAUUGUUUCUAGCAUUGAGUUUGACCGUGACUGUGAUUACUUCGCCAUUGCCGGUGUCACCAAGAAGAUCAAAGUUUUCGAAUACGGGACUGUGAUCCAGGAUGCUGUGGACAUUCAUUAUCCUGUUAACGAAAUGACGUGCAACUCCAAAAUCAGCUGUAUCAGCUGGAGCAGUUAUCACAAAAACCUACUGGCGAGCAGCGACUAUGAGGGAACAGUAAUCCUUUGGGAUGGCUUCACUGGGCAGAGGUCGAAGGUUUAUCAGGAGCAUGAAAAGAGAUGUUGGAGUGUUGAUUUUAACCUCAUGGAUCCCAAACUUUUGGCCUCAGGCUCAGAUGAUACAAAAGUCAAAUUGUGGUCUACGAACCUGGACAACUCGGUUGCAAGCAUAGAAGCAAAGGCCAAUGUAUGCUGUGUCAAAUUCAGUCCAACAUCUCGGUACCAUCUCGCCUUCGGUUGUGCAGACCACUGCGUUCAUUAUUAUGAUCUGAGGAACACUAAACAGCCCAUCAUGGUGUUCAAAGGUCAUCGGAAGGCCGUGUCCUAUGCCAAGUUCGUCAACGGAGAAGAGAUCGUGUCUGCCUCCACAGACAGCCAGCUUAAGCUGUGGAACGUGAACAAGCCUCACUGUCUGCGCUCCUUCAAAGGCCACAUCAAUGAGAAGAACUUCGUGGGUCUGGCCUCCAACGGAGACUAUGUAGCAUGUGGAAGUGAAAACAACUCCCUGUACUUGUACUACAAGGGGCUAUCCAAAAUGUUGCUGACCUUCAAGUUUGACACUGUAAAGAGCGUGCUGGACAAGGAUAAGAAGGAAGACGACACUAACGAGUUCGUCAGUGCCGUCUGCUGGCGGGCUCUUCCAGACGGGGAGUCUAAUGUGCUGAUUGCAGCUAACAGUCAAGGAACAAUCAAGGUACUCGAGCUGAUUUGAAGCUCUUCCAGGACCGAUCCUCCGAUCGUCCUAACAAACUGCAUCUCGGUUCCUCUUCCUGACAGAGGCACACGAGCACCGAUGCUCAGGCCGUCCCGACGGCGAACUUUUCAGCACCGACUGAGCACAAGCGAACCAAAAUCUUUCCAUUUUUAUCAAACCGAACUUUGCAGGAUGCCUGUUUCACUCUAGUAUCAGGCCUCAAUGUGAAUUGAAGAAAUUUAAGGCGUGGGUGGUAGAGGGAAGUGGCCAGCACUUCUUUUAGAAGCAUUUGUGGGAGAAAAGUGCUCUAAUGGUCAUUUAAUAAAUAAUAAAGACUUCAGUACAGGCAAAUUUAACAAAGAUAGGAGUACAAAGCCAAAGCACAAGACAACACAAUGAAACGCUUGUUGUUGUACUAAUAAUUUUUGCUGUGUCAUAGUUUGAGCCUGUCCGUGUCUCUUUAUUUAAUCCGGCGUCUGUUAUGUCAUAAAACCAUCAUUUCAGUUUGGCUCUUGCCUGUGGACUGCUAAACUCAAAUUGAUUACUGGGCCUUCUACAGGGGAUAUUUCGGUAUAUUUCACAAAGGACCUCAAGACUUUGCUGCCUCUUAUAAAUAGGGUGGGAUUCUAUGCUUCAAAAGUCAGACAAAUUCAAAUGAUUAAUAAUUCGCAUUCAUUUCCAUGAUUUUUCCCCUGGUUGUCAUUUCUCACACCUAGGGAUAAAUUGGGUGUUAUAACGACACUAUGUAUUCUCCAUUGGGAUAAUUCCACAAUCACCCAAACAGUGUGCUGCUCUUUCUUUUUUUUAUUCAGUUAUUGUUCAAGUAUUAUUUAUUUUUGUAAUUUAUAGAAUCUUAUGUGGACUCCAUCCCCCAUUAUAUUGUCAGUUUUUGGACCUUGGACCUCUGUCUCACCCCAGUACUUCUGUUUGUAUAUCUAGUCUCUGAUUUUAACCCAUUCAUUUAAUUGAAUAAAUGAUUCUCUUUG